UUUUUUCAUUCCAAUCAUCUCGUACAGAAUUUAAAAGAAUCAAAUUCUCCACCCACCACCAGCACCACUAUCACCACCGUCCAACCACCACCGUCUGGCCUACACGUAUAAAAGAAAGAAUUUGAUUCUUGGCAUCUAUGCGAGCAAUCUUGGUUAUAAUCUCGAAUGAAUACGUCAUUUUGUGAAGGAAGUAAGGAUGUCAAAUAUACCAACGUCUCUCUCUGAGGUGUGCCUCUCUGUCUCUCGUCUUACCAUGUCCACCGCCGACCCGUGGCCUUUUUCCUGAAACUGUCAAAUCAGUCUCGAUUUUUACGCAUUCAAAUCACAUCAAUUUCGAAAACUUUUGUAUUUGUUUUUGUAAUUUGACAUCGAAAAGGAAAUCAUGAGCAAGAUAAGAGGGUUCAAGAUCAGGAAAUGUUUGAUCCGGUUCACGAGAUGGGUCAUCAGAAAAACAAGGACAAGAUCCGGAUACCAUCGUUUAGCUUCACAGGACGUCUCGUGCAAAAGCAAAUCAAUUUCGAAACUUAUCAAAUGGGGUCGUCGGUUGACGAACGGAGCGAAAUCUCUGUACUGGACAAAGCUCAAAUCGGGAUACAUCCCGCUGGAGAAUGACCCGAUUAAAGAGAAAGCAGUUCAAGUACCGAAAGGAUACUUGGCUGUUUAUGUUGGACAAAAAGACGGCGAUUUUCACCGGGUUUUAGUGCCUGUGAUUUAUUUUAAUCAUCCUUUAUUUGGUCAGCUUUUGAGGGAAGCCGAAGAAGAGUAUGGGUUUAACCAGCAGGGUGGUCUUACAAUCCCUUGCCGCUACUCGGAGUUCGAGCAGGUCCAGACCCGGAUAGCUGCCGGGUCACGUUCCCGGAAGCUGAUAUGGAAACGAAGCUAUUAAACCUUGUUAAUGAUGACGACGACGACGACGAUAGAUAUUACAUAAUAUAAUGGCAGCGAUGGCGUUUCAGGAUUUUUUAUUAGAUAGUGCUUUGCUUUUUUACUUAUUUUACUUUUACUUUUCCUUCUUUAAGCAUUCUGUAAUUCAUCUGUAAAUUUAUACAUGUCCUGCUUCUGCUUUUAA
Mangifera indica (mango) is the source of this 1069-nucleotide messenger RNA. Its product is annotated as auxin-responsive protein SAUR36. The record is from RefSeq and is a predicted model, not a curated record. Gene Ontology annotation, biological process: response to auxin. The transcript has a single exon. The coding region runs from base 383 to 886 and encodes 167 amino acids. Lineage: Eukaryota; Viridiplantae; Streptophyta; Magnoliopsida; Sapindales; Anacardiaceae.